ACGCGGUCGCAGAAGGCUGUGUGGGAAGCCUGGGGAGCAGGCUCAUACCCCACCGGCUCACCUCCUAGGGAGCCAGCCUCCAUCCAUCCAUCGAUCGGGCUGCAGUUGUUUGAUUUUUGUGGUCUUCUCUUUUUAACUCGUGCGUUUUAAAGGCUCUUAGAGCUUCCUGAGGACUCCCAGUCAUGGAUGUAGUGCAGCCGGACGACCUGGAACAGUCCUUUUGCUUGGCCAGGAGGAGACAUGCGGAGCUGUGCAGGCAGAACCAGAUCUUCAACGCCAGGAACAGGAUCCUGGGGGGAGAUACAAAAACCUGGGAUAUUCAGGUGUGUGACCAGAAGAUAAGAGAAGCCACUGAAAAAGCCAGACAUGAAACGUUUGCUGCUGAACUGAGGCACAAUGACAAAACCAUGUGCAUCUUAGAGAACCGGGAAAGAAGGGGCAGGCGGAAUCUCCGCAAAGCUCUCAUCGACUUCCAGCAGAGCUUCCAAAAGCCGGAGAUGCGCCGGGAAUUUGACCUGUCGGACCCCCUCGUCCGCAGGGGCGAGUUCCCAGCACGGCAGUUAGAUAACGAUGUUCGGAAUACAGUGUCGGGAAUGCAGAGGUUCAUGGGAGAGGAUUUAAACUUCCACGAGAGGCAGAAAUUCCAGCAGGAACAAAACCGAGAGUGGUCCUUGCAGCAGCAGAGGGAAUGGGAGAAGGCUCGGGCCGACCAGAAACGCGCAGAGGAGCGCUACACGGAGACCAGGCUGCAGUUCGAUGAAACGGCCAAGGACCUGCAGACCCGGGAACACGCCGCCAGGAAGGCGGUCUGUGCGGCCGUGAAAGAAUUCAACAAGAUGCAGGCCUCGGAGUUGGCGGAGAGGAAAAGUCUAGAGAAAAAACAAGAACAAGAGGACGACCUGGCCCACAUCUCCAACCUGCUGCGCGGGGACCUGCUCUCCGAGGACCCGCAGCAGGCGGCCAGCUCCUUCGGGCCCCACCGCGUGGUCCCCGACCGCUGGAAGGGCAUGACCCAGGACCAGCUGGGGCACAUCCGCCUGGUUCAGCAGCAGCAGAUGCAGGAGAAGAUGAGGCUCCAGGAGGAAGAGCGCCAGCGAGACGGGGACUGGGACCGGCAGAGGGUGGAGAGAGCCCGCGCCGCUGUGCUGUGCGAGCGGCAGCAGCGGCGGCAGCAGCGCGACCUGCGCCGAGCCCUGGACAGCAGCAACCGCAGCCUGGCCGCCGAGCAGCUCCUGCAGAAAAAGUACAUGAAGGAAGUCUGUACCAACCACGCCUCGGACGAGUACUUCACGCAGUUCAACACCCGGAGUCGAUGAUGAGAAAGACACCCCCCGCCCCCCAUCAUUCAUAUAAACGCCGCCGCCUUGGAGAGUCACAUUCAUCCCAAAACACACGCACCCUGCCGUACCCCAAAGGCUGCAGUGUGACUAACGGCCAGGGCAUAUACCUAGGUUGAGGGUUCGAUCCCCGAUCGAUGUCUCUCUCACUGGUGUUUUUUUCUCUCUCUCUCUUUCUCUCUCAAAAAUAAAAAAACAUAACCUCAGGCGAAGGUUAAAUAACAAACUA
This is a messenger RNA of Eptesicus fuscus (big brown bat), 1566 nucleotides long. It is a transcript of the gene RIBC2, whose product is annotated as RIB43A domain with coiled-coils 2. Bases 183 to 1316 code for a protein of 377 amino acids. NCBI's taxonomy places the organism in Eukaryota, Metazoa, Chordata, Mammalia, Chiroptera, Vespertilionidae. The record is from RefSeq and is a predicted model, not a curated record. The transcript is spliced from 7 exons.